AUGUCAGCGCCUAUGAAUCCAAAUGCCAAAAGGCUGCGAACCAUUAUUGUUUCCUUCCCACUUCUUGUAGUAACGACCGUCAUCUUGUACAGGAGGACUAUGCUGGGUGAAGAACAACGUAAAAUACCGCGAAACAUUACCGAUUCGCGAAUUGCUCAAGAGAGGCUUGGUCAAGUGGGAGGUGUACCAUGGGAAGUGCAAACGUUAGAUCGCGAAGCGAAACAAACUGAAUCAACACAAUCUCGGUGA
Kwoniella shivajii is the source of this 249-nucleotide messenger RNA. RefSeq lists its product as uncharacterized. The transcript is spliced from 3 exons. Bases 1 to 249 code for a protein of 82 amino acids. The record is from RefSeq and is a predicted model, not a curated record. NCBI's taxonomy places the organism in Eukaryota, Fungi, Basidiomycota, Tremellomycetes, Tremellales, Cryptococcaceae.